AUGUGGUCAAAGUUAAAGCAAGACAAGAUUAAGUGUGUGUCGAGAAAGAGUGAUAAGAAGCUUUAUGCGUAUGGCAGUAAACAGCCGUUGAACGUUCUAGGAACAUUCUCAGCACUGGCAAGAGUAGAGGGGAAAGAAGCCAAAGCCGAAUUUGUCGUUAUUAAUGGUGAAGGGGCAGCACUGCUUGGAAGAGAAACUGCCAUACAGCUAGGCGUGUUGAAAUUAGGAACCCGGAUCUGCACUAAGAGGAGUGCCCAGGAGUCAGACCUAGCUCCAGGUGACAAAGUCUUAGUAAAACAAGAGCGCAAAAACAAGUUGUCAACACCAUUUGCUUCUGAGCGUUAUGAUGUUGUAACCAAAACUGGGAACAGUGUUGUGGUUGAAUCACCAGAAGGCGUCCAACUUAUGCGAAACACAACCCAUGUAAAGAAGUAUGAGGAGGCAUCACAGAAUCCUGAGGAAGCAGCUCCAUUGCUUGAUGUUAAUGAUCCUGUAGAACCGGAAGCAGAACGAGAAAAACUGAGCAGCCCGGUUAUGACGAGACCAACAAGGGCCAGGAAACUGCCGGAAAGAUUUAAGACUUUGUCAUUUUGGUUUACGACGGUCAAUUUAAUAACGCUAGUUUUGACAGGCAGUGAACAGCUUUGCAUAUUUUCCAUUUUUGCUAGGUUUGUAAAAAGCGGAGACUGGGACAUUGAGGACAUCACAGCUAAAAUAUCAGAAACUGACCAUGGCGACUGCUGCCCGUUUAACUUCAGUGAGGUUGUAUACGCCCUGCUGAUGAAACGCAUCCCUUCUGUUACACUAACAGUCAUCGCACUAAGUAGCUUCCUAAUUCAUGUUGAAAGUGGAGAACGCAUCGGCUUUGUUACAACUAUUCUGCUCGCCAUGACAGUGUUUCUACUUGUCAUCCCAUCCUAUCUUCCAGUAAUAUCGGACGGACUCCCAAUCCUUGGCAUAAACCUUCAAAUUACUAUGAUCAUUAUAGCGCUAGUCCUCUUCGCCAACAUUUUCGUUCUGAGGGUUUACUUUAUGGAAGGGACGCCUCCAAACUGGACUGGAAAACUCUGUGACUUCUGCAGCGUUAAGAAGAGUAAAAGAGUCAAACGGAUUCAUGUAUCACAGCAUGAUGGUGCCCACCCAGCAAUUGCGAAAUCCACUGCGACAAUGACCAGUAUCGAGACUGAGGCCAGCAGCGGGAGCCGUGUUUUGGGUAAAAGAGUUGAUGAUCAGGAAUUCACUUGGCGACAGAUGUCAAUUAAAAUGGAUCAAGUAUUUUUUUGUAAUACUCGUUAUUGUUUCGUUCAUUGCGUAUGCCGUGACUUUUGCAACAUGACUAAACACUUUGUUGUUGCUUUGUGAAGGACAACUCGCUGCAAACAUUUUACCAGCUCACGCCCUCGCAUUGUUGUAAAUUGAACGUUCAUGAACUUUAUAUCCAAAAUCGACCUAACUGUCUCUCCAAUGUAACGAUCGUUAACAUAGCCUGUUUGAUUGUGACGAAUAAUGCUUGGCACAGCAUUUUUACUUUGAAUGUAAUUACUUUUGAAAUU
Molecule: messenger RNA, 1553 nt
Organism: Orbicella faveolata
Lineage: Eukaryota; Metazoa; Cnidaria; Anthozoa; Scleractinia; Merulinidae
Product: acetylcholine receptor subunit beta-like
Source: RefSeq, a predicted model, not a curated record